AUGGGAGAGGGGCGACCCUUGUUGGCCGCGCCCCGGCCCCGUCACGAACGGCUCUGCCCACCGACCCACGCGGGCCGGCUAUCCUGGACCACUCGAAGAUCCGCGGCGCUACGUCAAACUCCCCACCUGCCACUGUCCCCGGAGCGGGUCACGCCCGGCGGGGCCGGGCGCUUAACACCAGAAGCGAGAGCCCGCUCGGAGCUCGCCUCCCCGCCUCACCGGCGCCAGACUAGAGUCAAGCUCAUUACAUGUAUCCAUGAGGGCCUUAGCCCUCCUUGA
Messenger RNA from Knipowitschia caucasica, 279 nucleotides. The record is from the annotation of a GenBank genome assembly. Lineage: Eukaryota; Metazoa; Chordata; Actinopteri; Gobiiformes; Gobiidae.